Molecule: messenger RNA, 815 nt
Organism: Eruca vesicaria subsp. sativa (arugula)
Lineage: Eukaryota; Viridiplantae; Streptophyta; Magnoliopsida; Brassicales; Brassicaceae
Source: the annotation of a GenBank genome assembly
AAAAGUCACAAGUCUAGAGAUUCCGCUGAUCCAGCUCUGCAGUGCUGUUUCUCCGAUAACGGUGACACCACCACUAGAAUCCCUGUUGUAAUCGGCAAGGAAACAGUGAGUUUUGAGAGAUGGCAUCAAAGUUGCUACAGCUGAAGUCUAAGGCCUGUGAGGCAUCAAAAUUUGUGUCCAAACACGGAACCACUUACUACAAACAGUUGCUGGAGAAGAACAAGCAGUAUAUCCAGGAGCCAGCCACUGUUGAGAAAUGCCAAGAGUUGUCUAAACAGCUUCUCUACACUCGUCUUGCUAGCAUUCCUGGACGUACUGAGUCGUUCUGGAAAGAAGUGGAUCACGUGAAGGGUUUGUGGAAGAAUCGUGCGGAUUUGAAGGUUGAAGAUGCUGGGAUCGCAGCACUUUUUGGUUUGGAAUGCUUCGCUUGGUACUGUGCUGGUGAGAUCGUUGGAAGAGGCUUCACUUUCACCGGUUACUACCCUUGAAGAAACAAACAGACAAACCAUUUAAGGCUGAAAAACUGGCGGGUUUAUUAUCGAUCUCAUGGCUGAUAUUAGCUAAAAGUUAAAUUUUAUCUUCUGUCUUUGGAUAAUUAAUACACACAAGUUUUUGAAGUUGAGGCCAUAUCAUUAUUGCUCAUGCCUAGCUCUUAAUAAUAUCAGUCGACAACUUGUUUGCGUUUUGGUUUUGUUUGUUGAGUGUGUGGAUGACCUUUUACUUGUGUAUCAUCAUCAGUUACUGAACUCGGACUCCUCCACGCCUCGAGUGUGAGGAGAGAAGGCAAAGAUAUCGCGCGCUGAUCUUAGGCUAUG